Messenger RNA from Hermetia illucens (black soldier fly), 1747 nucleotides. Its product is annotated as probable cytochrome P450 12d1 proximal, mitochondrial. The transcript is spliced from 6 exons. Gene Ontology annotation, molecular function: monooxygenase activity; iron ion binding; oxidoreductase activity, acting on paired donors, with incorporation or reduction of molecular oxygen. NCBI's taxonomy places the organism in Eukaryota, Metazoa, Arthropoda, Insecta, Diptera, Stratiomyidae. The coding region runs from base 153 to 1730 and encodes 525 amino acids. The record is from RefSeq and is a predicted model, not a curated record.
CUAUUUUGGUAUUUUUGUACCACUGUUGAUACGUCGGAAUAUUAGUAACAAUCAUUUCAGCUGGUUUGGUGCUAGUGAUUGUGGAGUGUUUAUUUGAACCUAACUUUGAAAGGAGAGAAACAGUUUGAACCAUUUCUAGUGCGAUAGUCGAUAUGCUUCUGAAAAGGGUCUGCCAAAACCAGACCACUAACACAUAUCAGAAUGCAUUUUUUCGUUUGUUUUCAACCCAACUUCAAGGGGCUAAUACUGAAAUUUCAAAGGAGCAGACAAGCGACUACAACAAAGCAAUACCUUAUUCCGAAAUCCCUGGACCAUCAUCAUUUACGUUUUUCAGAAGCCUUUUACCCGGCGGAAAGUACUUCAAAAAAGAACUUGAUGAGAUAACCCAAGGACACAGACAAGACUAUGGAGACCUUUUUAAAUUCCCCUCCAUAUUUGGUAGUUUCGAGUUUAUUACGACACACCGUCCAGAAGAUUUUCAAACAGUAUUCCGAACUGAAGGACAAUGGCCUGUGCGUACAGUAUUGGAUACUAUGGUAUACUAUAGAACCAAAGUACGUCCUGAUAUAUUUGGGAAACAUGCAGGAUUGGGAAAUGCUCAAGGUAAAGAAUGGGGCGAAUUUCGAUCAGCUGUCAAUCCUGCAAUGGCGCAACCCAGAAGUACAAAAAUUUACAUUCCCAAAGUGGAUACGGUCGCAGCAGAUUUCGUAAAAAGAGUUUGUCAGAUUCGGGAUACAAGAACAAAAGAAGCGCCCGAAAACUUCGAAUUUGAGCUCAAUAAAUGGGCACUGGAAGCAGUGGCACUAAUAGCCAUGGAUACUCGUCUGGGACUGCUGUCCGAUAAUUACAACGAAAGGAGUGCCAAUUUGAUUCAAGCGUCGAAAGAAGCCUUUCGUCUAUUUUUUGAGCUAGAAUUUAAACCAUCUCUGUGGCGUUUCUUCAGAACACCGAAUUUCAAAAAGCUAAUGAAUUCCUUUGAAACCAUCACAAAUAUAAGUUGUGAAAUUAUCGAAGAAGCCAGAGAAAGAUUUAAUAAUAGGCCAGAAGGUUCGCGAAGUGAGGACCCAGGGGUAUUAGAAAAACUGCUCGAAAUCGAUCCACUUCUCGCAAAAGUUAUGGCCAUCGACAUGCUUUUUGGAGGACUAGAUACGACAUCUUCUACAGUCACCGUUCUUCUUUAUUUACUCGCAAAAAAUCCCGACAAGCAGAACACUCUUCGUAAAGAAGUUAUGACAAUACUCCCAAAUAAGGAUUCUCUAUUGACCGUUGAAAAUAUGAAGCAUUUGCCUUAUUUACGAGCAUGUCUUAAGGAGAGCCUAAGAAUUCUCCCUCCUGUAGCUGGGAAUAUUCGAAGUGCUGGACAAGAUAUAGUACUGCAGGGAUAUCAGAUCCCAAAAGGAACGCCAGUAGUCAUGGCGUCAAAUAUUCUACAAAAAGAAGAUGAACACUUUCCGGAUGCAGGUAAAUUUGAACCAGAGCGAUGGCUGAAAAGGGAUGGUGCCACAGCUCCUGCCAAAUCAGCACACCCAUUUAUUUUCUUGCCGUUUGGAUUUGGACCCCGUAUGUGUGUUGGGAAGCGAUUCGCGGAGAUGGAAAUAGAAACGUUAAUUGCCCGAAUAGUUCGAAACUUCCAGAUCGAGUGGCACCAUCCAGAUUUGAAAUUUACUUUUACUACUCUGAAUGUACCAGCUGAUAAGCUAUUGUUUACCUUUAGGGAUAUUGUUGAAUAAAGAAAAUUUGGUAAUCA